CGCCAAGGUGGGGCUGAGAGCUGAAGCCCGGCCUCGCACCCACCCGUCCCCGCGCUCUGCCGAGGCGUCCGCGGGCUUGUUUCUCCUCCUAGUUUGUGAUCCGGCCGAGAUCUCGCGCGUUGACCCCCAUGGCGGGAGUGGAGGCCGCUACGGCGCAGCUGGAUUCGCUGGAAUUCCACGGCUUCGGCGUGGAGCAGGACCGAGGCCAAGCGGCGCCGACCCCGGACUCGAUCCCUCACCCAGAGCCAACCGCGCCGCUGGCGGCCGAUCGGGAGGCCCCGGACACCGGGCAGGCCACCCCAGCGCAGCUUCCCCGGGAGCAGUUGCCGCCGCCGGCGCCCAACCCCGAGCAACACCCCAUGCCGCUGGCAGAAGUCGUGCCCGGCGGCAACUGCGUCAUGGGCCCCGGCGCCCCGCUCCUGGCGCGCACCGGCGAGUCCUGGGAGACCUCGGACUCCGAUUCCGAUUCAGACAGUGAAACAGAUUCCGAUAGUUCAAGCUCCUCAUCUACUUCAUCAUCUUCAUCAUCUUCGUCCUCCCGUAUGCCUAUGCCACUUCCUCUAGCACUAUCAGAUGGGGAAGAUAAUUUACAAGUUGAGAAGGAAAAUAAGACUUUUCCCCUCAAAACAAAAGAUGAGUUACUUCUUAACGAACUUCCAUCUGUUGAAGAACUUACUAUUAUCCUGCCUGAAGAUAUUGAAUUAAAGCCUCUUGGAAUGGUUUCAAGUAUUAUUGAACAAUUAGUUAUAAUUGAAUCUAAAACUAACCUUCCUCCAGUUAAUGAGGACACUGUAAUUUUUAAAAGUGAUCGACAUGCAGCAGGAAAGAUAUUUGAGAUUUUUGGACCUGUUGCACAUCCAUUUUAUGUGUUACGGUUUAAUUCCUCAGAGCAUAUUGAGAGUAAAGGUAUCAAAAUAAAGGAAACCAUGUAUUUUGCUCCAUCAAUGAAAGACUUCACCCAAUAUAUAUUCACAGAAAAACUUAAGCAAGAUAGAGGAUCAGAUGCAUCUUGGAAGAAUGAUCAGGAACCACCACCAGAGGCCUUAGAUUUUAGUGAUGAUGAAAAGGAAAAAGAAGCCAAACAGAAGAAAAAAGCUCAGGUUCAAGGCAGGAAAAAAUUCAAACAAGAACCAGGUGAAGAUGAUUCUGAAGUCCACCAAAACUGGAACGCUCAUGGCUCAACUUCAGAGCCUCCAAAAGGAUUUCGCAAUCGAGAAUUCUCACGAGGCUUUUCCCGAGGCAGAUACCCUCAAUCCUGCCGUGUUCGGCCCCCACCUCAGCAGUUUUAUAACUCGGAACAUAUGGUAUCUCAGGACACUGCUGGAUAUCCGACUCAAAGUCCAGAUAACCCCUUGCUGCCACAAUAUCCCUUUCCUCCUCCAGUGUUCGACAUGCAGAGCUUCCCCUUCCCUCCGCCGCCUGUGCCACCACCUUAUCCACCUGCAUCUGGGAACCUGGGCUGGCCCUCAUCUAACCUGGCCCCUCAUGGGCUGCUUCCUUUAUCCUACUCCCUUCCCCCACCACCUCCCCCUCCACCCCCGCCUCCAUCUUCCGGAGACAGUAAUUCUCAUUUUGGGCCUUACUAUUAGAUCUGUGUAUGCAUUUCUAGAGAAAUGUAGAGUUUUUAUAUUAUUUGGGACAGGCUUGUUUGCUUUUUUAUUUUUUAAGAAAGUAGCAUGGAGCUAGAUUUUAAAAACAAUGUUAAAAUACUAAAUGACAGACUACUCUAGUUGUAUAUUGGUAUAUAUUUGUAACAUUUGUGAAAUUGUAUUUCCGUGAGAAUUUCACUUCAAGUUCCUG
Suncus etruscus (white-toothed pygmy shrew) is the source of this 1800-nucleotide messenger RNA. It is a transcript of the gene NAF1, whose product is annotated as nuclear assembly factor 1 ribonucleoprotein. The record is from RefSeq and is a predicted model, not a curated record. Gene Ontology annotation, molecular function: RNA binding. Gene Ontology annotation, biological process: ribosome biogenesis; box H/ACA snoRNP assembly; pseudouridine synthesis. Lineage: Eukaryota; Metazoa; Chordata; Mammalia; Eulipotyphla; Soricidae. The transcript is spliced from 8 exons. Bases 129 to 1589 code for a protein of 486 amino acids. Gene Ontology annotation, cellular component: sno(s)RNA-containing ribonucleoprotein complex.